This is a messenger RNA of Acanthaster planci (crown-of-thorns starfish), 1827 nucleotides long. It is a transcript of the gene dgat1, whose product is annotated as diacylglycerol O-acyltransferase 1. Gene Ontology annotation, molecular function: diacylglycerol O-acyltransferase activity. Gene Ontology annotation, cellular component: endoplasmic reticulum membrane. Gene Ontology annotation, biological process: triglyceride biosynthetic process. Lineage: Eukaryota; Metazoa; Echinodermata; Asteroidea; Valvatida; Acanthasteridae. The record is from RefSeq and is a predicted model, not a curated record.
AAAGAAAAUUUCGUCACCAUAUCCGUAUCUUUUGAGAUUUUGACAUUGUGAACCGGCACUUCACAAGAUCCUGGUAAAACUGACAAGUUCGCCUUGCAAGUUGUCUUACAUAAGAAAGAUGGCCAAGGCUGCAAUGAAGACCAGCAGCCCAGAACAAAAGGUCAGGCGGAGGCAGACGAGUGAGAAGAAGGAAGAGGCAGGGUCCAAGGAGGACACACCCCCAGCAGAUGACACGGACAAAGAAAAGAACAAAGAAGACUCACCUAACCUAGCUGAACUUUCUGGUCCACCCGACAGGCCCAUCCACACUGAUCAGAGCUCUCUGCUGAGUAACGCCAGCGGUUUCAAUAACUACCGAGGAUUCCUCAAUCUCUGCAUAGUUCUUUUGGCAAUGUCGAGUGGACGCCUCGUACUUGAGAAUCUGAUCAAAUAUGGUAUCUUAGUGGACCCUAUUUCCAUGCUGAAGAUUUUCCUGCGGAACCCUUACAGCUUGCCGUCUGGUACCUUGGCUGCAUUGAUCAACGUCUUCGUUGUCAUCCAGUUUGGCAUAGAGAAGAUUGUAGCUAAGGGCCUAAUAGGAGAGACAGCUGCCAAGUUCUUGACAUUUGUCAACUUGGCCACGCUCAUCAUUUUCCCAGCUGUGGUCAUCACUAUUGUCCGCCCCGUGCCCUUCGGUGCCAUUUGCGUCAGUGGGAUGUACACCAUCACAUUCCUGAAGAUGAUCUCGUACUCGGCGGUCAACAGAUGGUGUCGGGAGGCCUUGCAGGCAGAGAAAGCUGUCCGGAGGCAGAGCUCCAAGGGGGGAAGAGACAAGAGGAGAAACAGCAAGCAAAAGAGCAAGAAAGAAGCCAACAGUAACAUGGAAUCAAAAGAAGCUGUCACGUCCCAGGAGAACGGUUUCGUUACAAUUGAGCAGAGUCAGCUGGUCAAGUACCCAGACAAUCUCAAUUUUAAAGAUCUCUACUAUUUUGCCCUUGCCCCUACCCUGUGCUAUGAGCUCAACUUCCCCAGAAGUCCCAGGAUUCGAAAGCGGUUCCUGGCGCGCCGCAUCAUUGAGCUGUUAUUCUUGGUGCACCUUAGCUUGGGACUCAUUCAGCAGUGGAUCGUGCCAACAGUGAUGAAUGCCAUGAAACCAUUUUCUGAAAUGGACUUGACAAGGAUGGUGGAGCGAAUUCUCAAGUUGGCAGUGAGUAUCUUUCUCAUCUGGCUCAUGUUCUUCUACUUCUACUUCCAUUCCUUCCUGAACAUCAUCGCUGAGCUGCUUCGAUUUGCGGACAGGGAGUUCUAUCGUGACUGGUGGAAUUCUGAGUCUGUUGGAUAUUUUUGGAGGAACUGGAACAUCCCAACAUACAGAUGGUGCGCAAGGCAUGUGUACAAGCCAAUGUUGAAGCAUGGCUACAGCAAACUGUCGGGACAGGUAUGCGUCUUCUUCCUUUCGGCCAUAUUUCACGAGUACCUGCUGAGUGUGCCACUGCACAUGUUCCGCCUGUGGGGAUUCAUGGGCAUGAUUCUCCAGAUCCCAUUGGCCUUUUUUGUCAGCGCAUUUCUCAAGGGCUACACAGCCAACAUGGCCGUCUGGCUUUCAAUCAUUAUUGGCCAGCCCAUCGCCGUUCUCAUGUAUGUGCACGAUUACUACAUCGAGAACUACAUCGCUGCCAACGCAACUGUCUCUUAGAUGAAAGUCAGGAAGCCUUUUUUAAAGCGGAACUUUGUAAGCCAAUACUAUAAUACUAUUUAGUGAUGUUAACGACUUCCUGCCGGGUGCUUUUAAAAAUGCAGUGCCUACAUAUGGGCGAUUUUUCAAUAUCUUCAGUUUAAAAAAAUCUU